This is a messenger RNA of Arachis ipaensis, 1067 nucleotides long. RefSeq names its product cysteine-rich receptor-like protein kinase 25. The record is from RefSeq and is a predicted model, not a curated record. NCBI's taxonomy places the organism in Eukaryota, Viridiplantae, Streptophyta, Magnoliopsida, Fabales, Fabaceae.
AUGAUCAAGAAUUCUGCACCUAUAAAGGUGGCUGUCCUUGUCUACAUUACUAUACAUGGUGUAAUUUCCUCUGUUUUCCUCUUCCUCUUUAGAUUCCUAUUCUUUCCAACCGAAGCAGUUCCACUUUACAGUUCUCAUUGCUGCACAGACUCUCUCAAAUUCGAACCAAACAGAACCUUCCAAACCAACCUCAACCUCCUCCUCUCUUCACUUACUUCCAACGCCACAGAAGGCAGCCAUUUCUACAGGACAAGAGUUGGCAGCACCGCUCCUAACGCUGUCACCGGCCUCUUCCUCUGCCGAGGCGACACACUCUCCGCAGCUUGCCACGACUGCGUAGCGGCCGCAGCCACCGAGAUCAAACGGAGGUGCCCAGUUGAGAAAGAGGCCAUAAUAUGGUACGACAUAUGCAUGCUACGUUACUCCAACCAAUCGAUCCUGAACAACAUAGUACCAGGAGUGGACUUAUUCGAUGCAAAGAACGUGUCUGUGAAAGAGCUUAAACGGUUCAACGAGUUGCUGGCUAAUUUGUUAAACGGUCUUGCAUCCAAAGCUGCAAAUUCCAUGGAGGAUAAUAAGUUUGCAACAGGGGAAGUAAACCUCACAAGCACAGAGACUCUUUAUGGAUUGGUGCAGUGUACUCCUGAUUUGUCCUUGUUUGAUUGCAACAUGUGUUUCAGCAGCGCCAUUGCUUCUGUUCCGAAUUGCUGUGAUGGAAAACGAGGAGCGAGGGUGUUGCUUCCAGGCUGCAAUAUUAGAUAUGAGGUCUACCCUUUUUACAAUAGCACCAAAUCACUGACUCCAUCGGUUCUUCAAUCUCGCCAUUCAGGAAGGAAGUGUUGAAGUAUUUCUAGCAUUUGUUAUUCCAAUUGUUGCUGCUAUGGUGCUGUUUACUUUUGGUAUAUAUUCUGCCAUGCGAAAGCAAGGAAGAGAUGUGAUACAAUUGUGGAAGAAAACGGUGAUAUAUAGCUAAUAACUAUAAGAUAUUUCUUCAAUUGCUUAGUUGGUUAGUUAGGGUUGUAACUGUUUUCCUUUUGAGGUUGAAUGAAAACAGAAUUUUUCUGGGA